Messenger RNA from Peniophora sp. CBMAI 1063, 522 nucleotides. Lineage: Eukaryota; Fungi; Basidiomycota; Agaricomycetes; Russulales; Peniophoraceae. The record is from the annotation of a GenBank genome assembly.
AUGGAGCUCUACUCAACAAGCUCGGACAUCCCAAGGACAGAGCUCCUUGAUAGCAAUGGACGCACAGUCUAUCGCAUGCGUACGGAGACGUCCUUCAGGAAGAGCAAAACGACCAUUGCGCGUUUUGAACCUCAAGGUCAAGACGGGCCGCAACCCGUAGUCAUCGCCGAAAUCACCUGGCGGAAUUUACACGACGAUGAGAUCACCUACCGCGGACAGACACACAAAUCCAAGAGCCUGAUCCACAGGCCUGACGAGUGGACACCUAAACACGACUUCACCGGAGCAUCUGGCCGUGCCUAUUACUGGAAAGAGGGCGUUUUCUACACUUCGGACGGCGUUGAAGCUGGCCGCUGGCACAACAAAUCGUACGGCUUCUUUAGCCAAGCGCACGCUGCUUACUUGCGAAUUGACGAUCCAGAGAUCUUAAAUGACCUAGAUGACAUUAUCCUCGUUAUGGUCUAUCACUUCUGGAAGUGGUUGGCAACCAUCAAUGCCGGUCUAGCUGUCGCCGCGGCUUGA